Ictalurus punctatus (channel catfish) is the source of this 2280-nucleotide messenger RNA. It is a transcript of the gene atp1b1b, whose product is annotated as ATPase Na+/K+ transporting subunit beta 1b. The record is from RefSeq and is a predicted model, not a curated record. Gene Ontology annotation, cellular component: sodium:potassium-exchanging ATPase complex. Lineage: Eukaryota; Metazoa; Chordata; Actinopteri; Siluriformes; Ictaluridae. The coding region runs from base 161 to 1069 and encodes 302 amino acids. Gene Ontology annotation, molecular function: ATPase activator activity. The transcript is spliced from 6 exons. Gene Ontology annotation, biological process: intracellular potassium ion homeostasis; intracellular sodium ion homeostasis; sodium ion export across plasma membrane.
ACGGGGCACCUUGCGGAGACCUGGGUACCGCUCCAUGUCUUUGGGGUGGUGAGCUGCGUCCAAGGGCGUUGUGGGGAUUCAAGCAGGGAAGGAGCCAGCUCAUUCACAGCAGUAGAGAGUUAAAGCCCUGAUAAAAUAAAUAAAUAAAUAAUAAUAAAAAAUGCCUGCUCAAAAUAAAAAUGAUGGAGGAUGGAAGAAGUCUGUGUGGAAUUCCGAUACGAGGGAGUUUCUCGGACGCACCGGUGGUAGUUGGGCAAAAAUCCUGCUGUUCUAUGUCAUAUUUUAUGCCUUCCUGGCUGGAAUCUUCAUUGGCACCAUCCAGGCACUUCUUCUCACCCUGAGUAACUACAAACCCACCUGGCAGGACAGAGUUACUCCUCCAGGCCUUACCCACUCCCCUCAGUCAGAUAAAGCAGGGAUUUUCUUCACUGUGAAUGAUCCAACUACAUAUUUGAAAUCCAUAAAGUCCAUAAAAGAGUUCCUGCAGGCUUACGAUGUUGAAUCCCAGCGUGACCAACUGAAGUUUGAGGACUGUGGAGAGCAACCUGAGACUUAUAAGCACAGGGGAGAUCUGGAGAGUGAAAUAGGUAUUAGGAAGGCAUGUCGGUUCCCAAAGUCUAUUCUUGGACCUUGCUCAGGCAUUGAGGAUCAGAAUUUUGGCUUCACUGAGGGAAGACCCUGUCUGAUUGUCAAACUCAAUAGGAUUGUGAAUUUUAGACCAAAGCCCCCACAGUCCAACGAGAGUAUCCCAGAAGAGGUCAAGUCCAAAGUCCAACCUAAUUUGAUACCUCUCCACUGUACAACUAAGAAAAAAGAAGAAGAAGAUUUGCUUGGGCAAGUGGCAUACUAUGGCAUUGGAGGAGGCUUCCCUCUCCAGUAUUAUCCUUACUAUGGCAAGCUCCUGCACCCACACUACCUACAGCCUUUGGUGGCCAUUCAGUUUAUAAACAUAACCAUGAACCAAGAGAUACGUGUUGAGUGCAGAGUGUAUGGUGAGAACAUACUCUACAGUGACAAGGAUCGCUACCAGGGACGUUUUGAAGUUAAAAUGAAGGUAAACCUUUUUUGACCUCCAUUAUGAGCACAGCAUCAUAAAUCACUCCCGGUUUUAAGGCAAAGUAAGAAGCAUCUUUUGACUUGAGAUAUGCAGCUACCAGACACAACUUCCCCACUGAUCUUUCACAGUCUCACUGAGAGAAAGCAUUUAACAAUAAACAGAUAUCUCAAAAAGUGCCCUAAGAUACGUUAGCAGAGGCUUAAAAAGUUUAAAUAAUUAGUCCGUAUUGAACCAUAAUGUGGGACAUAAUGUCAUCUGCUUCAAUGAAAGAUAUUCUGCUUCUGUAUAGAAUUAGAAUGCAAAUGCUUGAAGGACUAGCCAUAGCAUAUUAGACUAUUCUAAUAACAGUCUAUUGUAAAACUAGACUAUUCUGAAAAUAAAAAUAAAAAGAUUAUCUAAGUGACGUUUAGUCUACUCUCAAUGUAAUCAAUAUGGUUUAUCACCCUAUUCCUGUAUUGCCACUUUGUGUGGCUUUCUUCCAUUAUAAAAGUGCAUGAUAUUUGCAUAAGUAGGUUGUUUCAAAUCAAGCCAAAUCUGGUCUAGCUUUGUUAACUGUGCAAUUACAAAUUUGUUCUUAUUCAUUGUCAACAUGUAAACACUGUACUGUUUGCAUUUGCUAUUUUAAAUGCACUUUACGCUUCUAUUUUCUUUGAAAUUACAGUUGAUGGGAAUAAUGAUUUUUAUUUUAGAUUAUUUUUUUUAUUUUGUCACCGAAUGUAUGUAAAUAUUGCUUUUAAAUGUAAUACUCUUUAAUCUGUGUUGGACAAACUGAGGAUUGUUUUUUUAAACAAGAAAAACAAGAUCUUAGGAAUGUGUGUGUGUGUGUAUAUAUGUGUAUAUAUAUAUAUAUAUAUAUAUAUAUAUAUAUAUAUAUAUAUAUAUAUAUAUAUAUAUAUGAGGAGAUGCAGUAAUUGCACAUUAUUAUUCUGUGUGUAAUAGUACCAAAACCAUUAUUAAGAUAAAUAUAGUAUAACCACUGCAGUGACCCAUCUGUAAAAUGUUUUGUAGAAGUGUGCAGUCAAUAUCUACCAUCAAACAUCUGUCACUCCCUUUAAUUCUUAUGCUGAAUUUUCCCAGAAGCACUGCAUAAAGAUACUUCUAGAUUGUAGAGAAAGUGUCAAUAUUUUCUCUGAAAGUUGAGAUGAUGUGCAUAUUGCUUUGUGGGGAAAAGAUAAUUCCCUGGAUGGAAUUAAUCAAGAUAUAAUAAAAGGAGAAACAAACAA